Molecule: messenger RNA, 680 nt
Organism: Solanum pennellii
Lineage: Eukaryota; Viridiplantae; Streptophyta; Magnoliopsida; Solanales; Solanaceae
Product: 17.4 kDa class I heat shock protein-like
Exons: 2
Coding region: 32-535 (167 amino acids)
Biological process (GO): response to hydrogen peroxide; response to salt stress; response to heat
Source: RefSeq, a predicted model, not a curated record
AUUUGAAAAAAAAAAUAUAAAAAAUAUUAAUAUGGCAUCAUCAAUAGGACCAUGGUUGGGUGGUGGUGGACGAAGUAGAGAUAUGGGUUUUGUAAGCCCAUUUUCAUCUGAUGUAUUGGGCCUGGGCUUUGGUGGUGAAUUGGGCUUUGGUAAUGGAUUGGGCUUUAGGCGUGAUGGUGAUGAUGAAAUUUCUGCUUUGGCCCAUGCUAGUGUCGACUGGCGUGAAACUGAUCAAGCUCAUGUUUUUCGUGUUGAUAUUCCUGGUAUGAGGAAGGAAGAUUUAAAGGUUCAGAUCGAAGAUGACAACAUAUUGGAGAUUAGCGGUGAAAGAGUAAAAGAGGAAGAAAAAGGUGAUGACAAGUGGCACCGCGUGGAGUGUAAACAUGGCAGUUUCUGCAGAAAAUUCCGGCUACCGGAAAAUGCCAACGUGGAAGGUAUAAGUUGUGGACUGGAAAAUGGAGUUUUAACAGUGAAUGUACCCAAAAAAGAAACACAGCAGGUUCCUAAAAAUGUUAAGUCUAUAGACAUAACUUAGAUCUAUCACUUUGGAUUUCGACUUUGCUAGUCAUAUUUUACUUGUAGUUUUUGCGCCUGUGAAUAUAGUAUGUGUGUAUUAAGGCUUUUAAAUAAGUGGAUCACUUGUAUGUACAAAUUAUAUCAAAUAGUAUUGUUUUUUUUUU